UCCUCAUGGCGGACAAGAAACUGGUGGUGGUUUUUGGCGCCACAGGUGCCCAGGGGGGCUCAGUAGCGCGGACACUCCUGGAAGAUGGGACGUUCAGGGUACGAGUGGUGACCCGGGACCCUGGGCAGCAGGCAGCGAAGGCACUGAGGCUGCAAGGUGCAGAAGUGGUGCAGGGAGACCAGGAUGAUGAGGCCAGCAUGGAGCGCGCCUUGACCGGGGCUUUCGCCACCUUCAUCGUGACCAAUUACUGGGAGAACCUCAGCCAGGAGCAGGAGGUCAAGCAGGGAAAGCUGCUGGCUGAUCUGGCCAAGCGCCUGGGCCUUGGCUACGUGGUCUACAGCGGCCUGGAGAACAUCAAGAAGCUGACGGGUGGGAAACUGGCUGCUGGCCAUUUCGACGGCAAAGGCGAGGUAGAGGAGUACUUCCGGGACAUUGGCGUUCCCAUGACCAGCGUGCGGCUGCCCUGCUACUUCGAGAACCUCUUAUCCUACUUCCUGCCCCAGAAAGCCCCUGAUGGAAAGAGCUACUUGCUGAGCCUGCCCAUGGGUGACAUCCCCAUGGAUGGGAUGGCUGUGGCGGACCUGGGUCCGGUGGUGCUCAGCUUGCUGAAGGCGCCAGAACAGCAUGUUGGCCAAGACAUUGGGCUGAGUACCUGCAGGCACACCGCGGGGGAGUAUGCUGCCCUCCUCUCCAAGCACACCGGCAAGACUGUGCGUGAUGCCAAGACGACUCCAGAGGAAUAUGAGAAGCUGGGCUUCCCUGGGGCCCGGGACCUGGCCAACAUGUUCCGUUUCUAUGCCCUGAAACCCGAUCGCAACAUCGAAUUGACCCUGAGACUCAACCCCAAGGCCAGGAGCCUGGACCAGUGGUUGGAGCAGCACAAGGAGGACUUUGCUGGGCUGUGACCGCCUGCCUCUCG
Molecule: messenger RNA, 919 nt
Organism: Orycteropus afer afer
Lineage: Eukaryota; Metazoa; Chordata; Mammalia; Tubulidentata; Orycteropodidae
Gene: NMRAL1
Product: NmrA like redox sensor 1
Source: RefSeq, a predicted model, not a curated record